This is a messenger RNA of Megalops cyprinoides (Indo-Pacific tarpon), 2081 nucleotides long. RefSeq names its product plasmalemma vesicle associated protein a (gene plvapa). Gene Ontology annotation, cellular component: caveola. The transcript has 6 exons. Bases 304 to 1803 code for a protein of 499 amino acids. The record is from RefSeq and is a predicted model, not a curated record. Lineage: Eukaryota; Metazoa; Chordata; Actinopteri; Elopiformes; Megalopidae. Gene Ontology annotation, biological process: positive regulation of cellular extravasation; regulation of vascular permeability.
CCGAGGUACGAUGUUACCAUAACCCUUGGAACGAUGUUUUGAGGCGGUGCUAGCGAGGAAUAGGAAGUAGCUACUGAGCUGCGUUUAUAAACAGUGCGACUUUGCGGAUUCUGUUGAAUGUGCAGUUUGCGCCUAAGAAAUUCGGUGGUGGUAGGGUACACCACCAGCAGGGGCACAGGCAGGUGCAUGGUGCGGGAUUCUGCCGGGAUAAAACCGUCCCACAAAGUUUUGAAAGAGGGAGCAUCUCUUGAUCUGAGCCGUCAAGUCCAACUGUUUCCCUACUGAACCCUGACACAGACAAACAUGUAUAACAGUAGCUACUCACAGACUAAGUUUGGAAUGGACGCCAGAAAAAUCCACAGGUCCAAGAGUAAAAGUUGCGGCUACUACAUGCGGAUCAUCUUCUUCUUUUCCUCGCUGAUUCAGUCCCUCAUCAUCGUCAGCCUGGUGCUCUUCAUGGUGUACGGGAGGCCGGCGCAGUCCUCCGAGGAGAAGCGGGUGCAGGACCUGGGCCAAAGCUUCGAAACGCUCAACGCGGAGAACGAGAUGCUGCGCCAAAAGACCAGCAACCUCACGCAGCUGCUCAACCAGACCAUGACCAAGCUGCUGUCAGAGGGCAAGGACCUGAGGAGGCUGCGCGAACUGGCCAAUAUCUCCGCCUCGGCCAUCGUGUCUCUCAACUUAAAACUGGUGACGUGCGAGAUGGAGAAGAAUAAAGUGCCGCGCCUCCCCACCUUUCCGCUGCCCAAUCUUCAGGUGUCCACAAACGACAAAUUCAGCCUGCAGAACAGGAACCAGCAGCUGGAGGCCAUGCUGCGGCUGGUGGAGACCAACUUCACGCAGACGGUGCAACGGCUCAGCUGGGAGCUGGACCGGGUCGUGCGCGACCGCGACGACCUCCGGCUGAACGUGAUUGGGCUGCGGCGCAAUGCCUCCGCGCUCGAGCGCCGGCUAGAGAUGUACGGCCGCAAGUGCAAGGACGACUUCGUCAAGUCGCUGGAGGGCAUCCAGUCCGUCACCAAGGCCUUCCUCACCCGCAUCGACGGCCUGUUCCCCAGUGUCUUCCCCUUCCAGCUCACCUGCGACAAGCAGAAGGAGCAGCUGGACCAGAUGCGCGCCAACUGCAGCAGCCUGUCCAGGGAGGUGGAGAACAAGUUCCAGGCGUACCUGAACGUGGUGGGGGACAGGGUGACGCAGAUCCAGGGGGACAGCAGCCAUCUGAAGGUGCAAAACCAGCUGCUGCAGGAGGAUGUGCUGUGGUGCACGCAGAACCGCACCGCGGCGGCGUCCGAGGGAGCCCGCAGGCUGCAGGAGGCGCAGAGGAAGAACGAUGAGGAGGUGGAGAGGCUGCUGAGGGAGCAGAGGAAGCUCAGGGAGGACAGGGAGCUGAAGGAGCAGAUGCUCUCCGUGAAGAACAGCCAGAUAGCCAUGCUCAACAGCAACAUCCAGGGCCUCAACUCCUCACUGGCACAGUGCCUCGGCAGGCAACCUGCGCUGAAAUUCCCCAUGCAGUUCCCUGGAGGGACGUCCAACGUACAAAAUCCUUUCUCCAGACCGGGCAGUACUUCUGUGGGUGGGGCAGGGGGUGUCAAGCCAGGGAACCCUCUGCUGGGAAUAUACACCCCAGGGGGGGUUAAGCCAGGAUCGAGCAUCACAGGCCCCAGUCUACCCAAUCUACCCAAUCUACCUAACUUCCUGGAUUUAACCAAAACAGGAACGGGUGCAGUAAACCCCGACCCGGUGAUGAGGCAUGUGAAGGAGCUGCAGGAGAUGGCAAACAAGGGCUCUGGAGUGUCAGGGUAAUUCCAGGAGUCGCGUCACACAAAAUGAAGAACCAGCUCAUGCGGCUCUUAGCGGCCCCCCACCCCCCCACCGCUGAGCAUCACGCCAUCAUCGCUGGUCUUCCAGAACUUUCAACUGAAGGGACUGAAAAACCUCCUACUGCUUCCUACACGGCCCUCUGUAAAUGCAUGCAAGACUCAUAUAACUUAACAAACAACUUAAACAACUACAUAUUGUAAACAGAAAUGUAUUUGAUGUAUAUAAUUGUAUAAAAAGAAGUGUAUUUUUAUUAUGGGAAA